Hypanus sabinus (Atlantic stingray) is the source of this 9092-nucleotide messenger RNA. Its product is annotated as protein argonaute-2. Lineage: Eukaryota; Metazoa; Chordata; Chondrichthyes; Myliobatiformes; Dasyatidae. Bases 238 to 2814 code for a protein of 858 amino acids. Gene Ontology annotation, biological process: regulatory ncRNA-mediated gene silencing; regulation of DNA-templated transcription. The record is from RefSeq and is a predicted model, not a curated record. Gene Ontology annotation, cellular component: RISC complex. The transcript has 19 exons. Gene Ontology annotation, molecular function: RNA binding; endoribonuclease activity, cleaving siRNA-paired mRNA; protein binding.
UCGGCCAGCGAGCGGCGAGUACCCAGUGUUGGGCUGUCUGUCUCUGUCCCUGCCCCUCUCCUUUUCUCCCCCGGAUCUUUCUACUUGUUUUCCCGUCGGGGAUUAUUAAUGUUUCCUCUUUUUUCUUUCUUUCCCCCCGUGUUUUUCUCAUGCGUCUUUUGCUCCUCUCGGUAAUAUAAUUUUCCAUCCUCGCUUCGCCUCCAGUUUCCAGCUGACUCAAUCCCGGCCAAACCGAUCAUGUAUUCAGCAGCCGAGCCCGAUCCAUCUUCCUCAACACCACCAGUACAGACACUGACAACCUUCAAACCUCCUGCAAGACCUGAUUUUGGCAGUAUGGGUCGACCAAUAAAGCUUCAGGCCAAUUUCUUUGAGGUGGACAUUCCAAAAAUCGAAAUCUAUCAUUAUGAUAUAGAUAUAAAGCCUGACAAAUGCCCAAGAAGAGUAAACAGGGAAAUUGUGGAACACAUGGUUCAGCAUUUUAAAAAUCAGAUCUUUGGUGAUAGAAAACCAGUGUUUGACGGAAGAAAGAAUCUCUACACUGCUAUGCCUCUUCCAAUAGGGAGAGAUAGGGUGGAGCUAGAAGUGACUUUACCAGGUGAAGGAAAGGAUAGAAUUUUUAAGGUGGUGAUAAAGUGGGUGGCAUGUGUCAGCCUCCAAGCCUUGCAUGAUGCACUUUCAGGUCGACUCCCAGCAAUUCCUUUUGAAUCUAUUCAAGCACUAGAUGUAGUGAUGAGACAUCUGCCGUCCAUGAGGUACACUCCAGUAGGCCGUUCAUUCUUCACACCAUCAGAGGGAUGCUCCAAUCCAUUGGGUGGGGGAAGGGAAGUCUGGUUUGGAUUUCAUCAGUCAGUCAGGCCGUCAUUAUGGAAAAUGAUGCUUAAUAUCGAUGUGUCUGCUACAGCAUUUUACAAGGCACAGCCUGUGAUUGAAUUCAUGUGUGAAGUUUUGGAUUUUAAAAAUAUUGAAGAACAGCAGAAGCCAUUAACUGACUCCCAGAGAGUAAAAUUCACCAAGGAAAUAAAAGGACUUAAGGUGGAAAUAACUCAUUGUGGACAAAUGAAGAGAAAGUAUCGAGUAUGCAAUGUUACUAGAAGGCCUGCAAGUCAUCAAACAUUCCCUCUUCAACAGGAGAACGGGCAGACUGUUGAAUGCACAGUAGCACAAUAUUUCAAGGAUAAGCACAAACUAAAUCUACGCUAUCCUCAUUUACCGUGUCUACAAGUUGGACAGGAACAAAAACACACUUAUCUUCCCCUUGAGGUGUGUAAUAUUGUAGCUGGACAGAGAUGUAUAAAAAAGCUGACAGACAAUCAAACCUCGACUAUGAUUAGAGCCACUGCUAGAUCUGCACCAGACAGACAAGAUGAGAUCAGUAAACUGAUGAAAAGUGCUAGUUUUAAUGCUGAUCCAUAUGUUCGGGAAUUUGGAAUAGGAGUGAGAGAUGACAUGACAGAUGUUCCAGGUCGAGUUCUUCAGGCACCUUCCUUGUUGUAUGGUGGUCGGAACAAGACUAUUGCUACUCCCAUUCAAGGUGUAUGGGAUAUGCGAGGUAAACAAUUUCAUACAGGCAUUGAAGUCAAAGUGUGGGCCAUUGCCUGUUUCGCUCCACAGAGGCAGUGCAGAGAAGACACACUCAAAGCUUUCACAGAUCAAUUAAGGAAGAUAUCUAGAGAUGCUGGCAUGCCGAUACAAGGUCAACCUUGUUUUUGUAAAUAUGCACAAGGUGCAGACAGUGUUGAACCAAUGUUCAGGCAUCUGAAAAAUACCUAUGCAGGACUUCAGCUGGUGGUGGUAGUGCUUCCUGGGAAAACUCCAGUGUAUGCGGAGGUUAAGCGUGUGGGUGAUACGUUACUCGGCAUGGCAACUCAGUGUGUGCAGGUUAAAAAUGUGCUGAAAACCUCUCCGCAAACACUUUCCAACCUUUGCCUGAAGAUCAAUGUAAAGCUGGGAGGUGUCAACAACAUAUUGGUGCCACAAGGAAGGCCAGCAGUCUUUCAGCAGCCAGUUAUAUUUUUGGGUGCAGAUGUAACACACCCACCAGCUGGUGAUGGGAAGAAGCCUUCUAUUGCUGCGGUUGUAGGUAGCAUGGAUGCUCAUCCAAGUCGCUAUUGUGCCACAGUACGUGUUCAACAACAUCGACAGGAGAUUAUACAGGACCUUGCUAUCAUGGUCAGAGAACUCCUCAUUCAGUUUUACAAAUCUACCCGUUUCAAGCCUACACGUAUCAUAUUUUACAGAGAUGGUGUUUCAGAAGGGCAGUUUCAGCAGGUGCUUCACCAUGAGUUGCUAGCCAUUCGUGAGGCAUGUAUAAAGCUGGAAAAGGACUACCAGCCUGGCAUUACUUUCAUUGUGGUUCAGAAACGACAUCAUACCAGACUGUUCUGUACUGACAAGAAUGAAAGGGUUGGUAAAAGUGGCAAUAUUCCAGCAGGCACAACAGUGGACACAAAGAUAACGCAUCCUUCAGAAUUUGACUUUUACCUGUGUAGUCAUGCUGGUAUUCAGGGAACCAGCCGACCAUCUCACUACCAUGUACUAUGGGAUGAUAAUCGUUUCAAUGCUGAUGAACUUCAAAUUCUUACAUAUCAACUUUGCCACACUUAUGUGCGAUGCACACGGUCAGUUUCUAUCCCAGCACCAGCCUAUUAUGCUCACUUAGUUGCUUUUCGUGCCAGGUAUCAUUUGGUGGACAAGGAACAUGAUAGUGCUGAAGGAAGUCACACAUCUGGUCAGAGUAAUGGUAGAGAUCAGCAAGCUCUAGCUAAAGCUGUGCAGGUUCACCAGGACACACUGCGCACUAUGUAUUUUGCUUGACAGGUGACUUUGGUUGGAAUGUCUGAAGAGUUGGGCAAAGACAAGACUAGCUGCACUUCACCAGCAACGUAGUGAAGAAUGGUUUGCUAUUUAUGUUGCUGUGUACAAUGCCAUACUCAUUCAACCUCCUUCAAUUAUGAGGUUCUGUGUUACACAGUAGUGUGUAAAUCACACCACCUGUAAUGUUUUCCUUCUGAAGAGCAAAAGCAUGAAUAUUUGGAGGUUUGUGAUAAUCAUAUCAGCACAUAUCUCCACUAAUGCAAUCUAAGUAUAUGCAGCCUAUUGGACUUGAACCUGGUAGAAAACCUUUUGAAGGAGAUGCUUGUGGAUGCAUCAAAGUCUGCAUUUGUAACUGCAUAUUUGAUUGAGAUUUGUUUAAAGUGAUGUAAGAGUUUAGAGGAUGGUGUGACUCUCUAAAGACAUAUCCCAUUUGUUGGCUUCAAAUGGCAGAAUUUUGAGUUUCAAAAUUGUACAUUAAUGGCAUUCCUUUUAUUAGAUCUGGAGUUUUAUCCAGUCAAUUCAGAUAAGACUACUGUAAUACAGUACUGUGAAAUAUGGCAAUCUUAAGUCAGAAUGGGGGAAAAGGUCUUUUAACACUGAAAAUAAAUUUAUGAACAGAGGUUUUUUUUUCAUUUUAGCACAAACAGUAUAUUGUGCAGCUCUGACUUUCUCAGCAGAUUGCCACCAGAAGGCAUGCAGACUUUUUAAGGUGUGUUCAGUAGAAAUAUUGUGUAUUUGAAGCAAUUAAUCUUUGGAGACAAUCUAUAAAACAUUAACUAGACCAGAUGGGCACUAUUUUAUAUAUUGAGCUAAAGUCUCUUGAUAUUUUUGUAGGAUGCUGCAGUUAAUUAAUUCUCAACUCUUGAUACAGUAAUGCUUAUGAUACAAAUUGAGUAUUUUUAUGCUAUGGUUGGUUUGCCAUGACUGUGGCCUGCUGCCAAAUUGGACAUAGGGAUUGCCAUGCCAAUUGCUUCACCUAUUUCAGUUCAAUGAUUACAGGGCAUAUGAGAACUAUUAAAAAUGUAAACGUUGAGAAUGAAGUAAAUUUCUGAACUACCUCGCGGUUGCCCUCAUGUCAGCAAAAACAGAAUGUGCACACACCACAGUCAUAUUAGAAAAGCAGCUCUAAGAUGGUGCUAGGUUUUUGCUAAGAGACAUUUCUUUUAAUAGUGGUCAUCUAAUUUAGGCAAACUAUUUCUUGGGUAAACUUUGUCACAGAUUGAAGCCAAACAUUUCUGACUGAUUUUCUGAUAUCUUUUUGAUGGCCUAUAUGCACUUGUUAGGAGGCUAAAAACUUUUUUUAAACAUACCUCAAUUCUUCAGCAAAUUUUAAAUAUCAUAUGUGACUAGCAUAAAUUUCAGUGUUAGCAACCUAUUUAUAUGGCCAUAAGUGAAAACUAUAUUGCACAAUGAUCUCAUUUAGGCAAAACAUUUUCUUUUUGAAGUUAAUGUAACAAGUGUAGAUAGAAGCAACUGUGUUGUACAAGAGUUUUAGUAAGUUCAUAUUUCUAAACAGUAUAUGACUAUGGUACUCUAGAGUUGUCACAAGGCUGCAGUUCAUUACAAAAAUGGGAAUAUUUUUGCCAAGUAUUUUGAGGCAAAGAAUUUUCAAAAUUCUUCCAUUAUUGAAAUAUAUUUCUUGAUGUACUGAUAAAAUAUCCUUAGUAAUUCUGAAAAGAUUAGAGAUAAUAAAAGAACCCAGUAAAUUUUACACUUUUAUUUUUAAAGUAGUGAGCCUGCAGAGUAAUUAUGAAAAUCUGAGCACGUUCACAUUUAUGCUUAUGAUAUUUCCUUAGUCCUGACACUAAAGCAUUCAAGUUGUAGCUUGAAAGACUCAAGUUCAAGCCUGAGUUCUAACUGACCUUUCCACUUCGAUUUCCUGUAUUAUGCAGGUUUUGACAGUUCCAGAGGGAAUGUUUUCUGGGAGUGGAAACUUUCCAGAAAGCUCAGAUAUGUUCAUCUAUUGUGUUAGCCAACAAGAGGUUGAUCGGUGUAUUUUCAAAUAUAUGGGGUUAAUAAUCUCAAAAUUAAGAUAUAAAAAUAUGACUAAUGAAUAGCAACAGCAAUGUGAAUUCUCAGGGCUUUAAAUACACUACAUAUUUUACAGUAAAAUAGACUAUUUCAAAAUUUAAAACAUUGGUCAAACUAAAUUAUAGAAAUGCAAUUAGGGAAUUAGGGCAUGCAUGAAUGGCUAAAUUUAAGAAAUACUUUAGCAUAAUAUAUGACAGUAUGUAAACAUUUUGCAUUCGUUUUAAGGAUAUAGUAUAAUCUCAGACUUGACACCCUCAGCAGUUCUUACCAAAGGUAUAUCUUAGUUAUUUGAACUGCUUGGGUUUUUUUAUAAUUGAGCUACCACAAGAAGGUAAAGUUUGAAGAGAUCUGUAAUAACAAAGUUCCAUUUUAUUUAGAAAUGCAAUCAUUACAUUCAGUGCUGUUUUCUUUUAGGGCAUGUCACAUAGCACUUACUGAAACUGGUUAUUUCUGAUCAAACUCAGUUGUUUUAAGUAAUAUAAAUUCAAAAUAAAAUUGGUAAACAAAUGUGUACAGCUUUAGAGAUUUUGGAAGAUAUAUUGCCAUAAAGUUUUUUUUUCCUAUUCUUGCAGUAGCCAUUGACUAUGAUGGGCUAUUGUUUUGGAACUGGACAAUCCUGAGAUCUGUAACUCUGCUCCUGUUUCCAGGACAGAUUUUAGUUAUUAAAGUGUCCUUAGCUAUAAAGCAAUCUCUAACCAGCACUAUUGAAAAGUUUACAUCUUGCUUCAAAGUUAUGGGUGCUACUGUGAACUGGCCCCUGCAUUCUGUUUAUGCAUUGCAUACUGACAGUGAUAUUUAUAGUAAAUCAAAGAAAACAGAUCAUUAUUAGAAUGCAGAUGUUAUGAUCUGUGCAAACAACAGCUCUUUGUGAGAAUUUAUUGCAGUCACUGCCAUUUGAGAAACAAUUGAUGCUGCAAUUGGGUGAUGUAAUCUGCCUUAUAAAUUACUGCCAUUGGUGGCCAACAUUAAUUUUUGGGAUAGUAAUUCUAAUCUAUAAAAUUGUAGAUAAAGAGCUAGAUUGUAAAAUCGUUUAGAAUUUUAAGCAUGUAGCAGAAUUCAACAUUGAAUGAUUAGCAUUUUCUAUUGUAAAUGUCAUUGUGUGUAAUUAAAAUAUUAGUGCUUAUAAUUUUGUAACCUUCAAUGUAAACAAUUUGUGUAAAAUUUAAAGGACAACAAAAGUUUGUUUUUAGCUGAGACUUGCUUAAUUGUUUUGCCAUAUCUUUGCAGUGGCAUUUAAAAAUCAUAAUGACCUGAGGUGUAUAAAAUGGGUUUCUGAAAAUUGAGUUGCAAUCUUUGUAAGCAUAAAAUACUGUUUCCUUUUGAGAGUCUUUGUAUUAAAGACUAUCUAGCCUAUGUGGCCUUUAUAUGUAAAAAAAAGAAUCAGAUCACAUAAAUCCUGGCCAGAUAUGUAUGUUGAAACUAUUUUUUAAAAAUUUCAAUUCUAACUUAAUGGCUCCACUUCAUGGCAUAAAUACAACUUGCAGCACAGAUCAAGCAAUGUGUAAUACACAAUCGUGCACUUUCUACAAACCUUUACGUUGGUCAGCGGUGCUAAAAAUAAGCUGGGUCUUGUAUAGUUUUGAUUUUUUUUUCAUUUUUAUCUACCAAAAGAACAUAUAAAAGAAGUGCAUAAAGAUGGAAGCAAGUAGAUGUCCCCUUCCUCUACAUAAAAUGUCAGUUAUUUAUGACCAAAACACAGUGAUCACUCACAAGGCAUUAGAAAUUCAAGUCUGCUAUUUAAACAUGUUUUUUUGCAGUUUUAGAUUAUAGUCCUUAGGUUAAUAAGUAUUAACCUAAAGAUUUUAUCUAAAAUUAUGUUUGCAUUUUAACUUUCUAAGUGGUGAAAUAGCAGUUGAAUUGUAUUUGUAGCUAUUUGUCUUACCCAGACUUCAUGACUCUGAUCCAGUAUUGGACUCGAUGCUUCAGUGAGGAAUUAUUCAAUGCACAUUUCAUUAUAUUAAUAUAAACACAUUUACUGUCAUCCAUGCCUAAAUGACCUCCAGUAAUAAUUUGGGCUCAACUUAAAGCAUACUAUGCUUUGGAAUGAUAAGAAAUUAUUAACUAAAUGUAGGGAGAUGCAGGAACCCCAGUGACUGGAUCUUGGGACACAUUCCAUAGUCCCAAGGCUCUGUUGUGCAAACUGUAUAGAUCUUUAUGUUAAUAAUUAGAAUUAAUAGGACUAUCAUUUGAUAUUGCUGCCAUUUGUAUUAUGAUAGAUUAUUUUAUUGUAUUCUCUCCCUCCACCCCCAUUGCCAUUUGAGAAGUUCGUGGUCUUGCAGAAAGGUCCUAAUCUUGCCCUUUCUGCUUUGUUCAGAACUGUGGUGCUGCCAAUUAUUUUCAUUUGAGAGUUUUAAUAUUAGAUUUAUUGACCCAUUAUUUCCACCUUAAAGCUUUGAUCAUAUGUUGAUGCAAGACAGAUCAGAUUGUAGUAGCAGAGUUGUCAGCUGAAACCUGAUUCUUGAAAAAUAUUCGAUUUUUUUUUAAUUGAGCAAACUAUAUUAAGCAGCUUAUGUGUCAUUUGGCACUUUAAAAAAAAAAAUAAUGCAAAAAGCAUAUCUUCCAUGCUGCCACACAAAAUAUAAAAGGUGCUUUGGAAAUAACUGAAUUUUUAGAAAUAAUCUGACUUGUCAAUUGUCACCUGUUUGCCUCUGAUCAGAAUAAACUCAAUGGAAAACAACUGUAAGGCCACCUAAGAAAGUGAUGAUUCACAGACUUUUUCCAUUUGCCUCAGAGAUUACUUCGAGUUGAAGUAGUAAUUGUUGAUUUUUUUUUUGAAAUAGUUCCUGUGGGAGGUAAUGGUGAAUUGGUGCCACCAUGGCUGUUCAACUUUGUGUCUAGGUUGAGAGGACAUCCUUUUAUUUGGCCUGUAUUUUUUCCAGAAAUGUGAAUCCAAACUGUAUUUAAUAUUUGGGAAAUGGCUUUAAUAUUAGUUUGUUUCAGCACUGCACAAGAAGGGAACAAAAGAGAACUUGCAUUUUUUUGUCCAUUGUUAAGGCUGCUUUGCCUGUUCUUUUUGCUCCAAUAUUAGAGAAGCCUUUUCCAGCCAAACAUUUUAUUGCCAUGUGGUGAUACCGGUAUUUUGGAGAAAAAGGCACAGGAUCUGGCAGCUUGCUAAAACUCAACUUUUCCUUUUUUUUUCUUUUGUUCCCCUUCACCACAUUUUCCCACUCACAGAAAAAUCUGGACCUACCUCAAUAUCUCUGCUGUAUCAAUAACUCUGCUGCAUCCAUAAUAAUGAAAUGUAUAUCCUUGGUCCAAACUAUUACAAACCAAAACGAAAACUUUUAGUUUUAAAAAUUAAUUUUGAUUUGAUACAAAGUUAGGCAAACAGUUCUUUUUCCCUUCAAGUUUAUUAAUAGUGCUUUAUUUUGUUCUUUGUGCCUUGUGUAAUCAUCCCAUUGCGUGACAAAAUCUGCUGAAGGGGUUAAGUAGCAGUGUAUGACGUGUACAUAAACUGCUUAAGUGAACAAAAUACAUUGAAAACUUAAUAUAUUUUGAGAAAUUGUAAAACAUCGUUAUUUAUGCUGCAUUGAAUGAUCAGUAUUGUUGCACUUUCUCAGCAGUCACUUAUGCCAUAUGACAGCUGUUAACAAUAUAUUGCGGAUAAACGAGGUGAUCCUGGACAAUGACUUUAGAGGAAAGAAUGCUACUUGUAAAUCCUUAAGGCAAAAGGGGAUUUAAAAUAUUUUCGAGUACCUCAAAAGCCUGACAUAUGCUGCAUUGAUAAAAUUUUGAGUAUUCUUUGUUUUGCUGUUUUAUUUGAAUUGCACAAACUCAUCUACCUUCUGUAACUACUGCAAUUUAAGGUGUUGGCUUAUUUUUUAGGGCACUGGUAGAAUUGGGCACAAAGUGGACUUCCAAUUUUUUUUCCUUCGUGCUUUUAUGUUUUAGAAUAGGAGACGUUAGAUCAUAAUUGAAAAUUGUUUUCCAGAUCUGUUAACCAGCACAACUAAGGUUUGUUACUUAAUCUAGUGUUUGUGGUCCAUUUGCGCUUGAAUGAGCAGUUUACACUCCUAUAGCAAUGAAGAUUUGCAUUGCUUGCAGUUUGUUUUUACUAAUGUUCUGUAAAUAGGUUAAAAUUGUCCAUUCCUUUUUGGUCAAUAUUUUUAAUGAGCUGAAUAACUAUGCUGUAAACUGUUGACAAGAUAUGAUGUACAAGUAUCAUUAUAUAUGAAUUUGUGAAUAUAAAAUAUUAAAUUUUUGACUAGCAGUAUGGUAUGAACAUUUUAAUAAAUCUGUAUCUUUAA